Messenger RNA from Cephus cinctus (wheat stem sawfly), 827 nucleotides. RefSeq names its product succinate dehydrogenase cytochrome b560 subunit, mitochondrial (gene SdhC). Gene Ontology annotation, biological process: mitochondrial electron transport, succinate to ubiquinone; tricarboxylic acid cycle. Gene Ontology annotation, cellular component: membrane. The record is from RefSeq and is a predicted model, not a curated record. Lineage: Eukaryota; Metazoa; Arthropoda; Insecta; Hymenoptera; Cephidae. Bases 159 to 683 code for a protein of 174 amino acids. The transcript has 6 exons. Gene Ontology annotation, molecular function: succinate dehydrogenase activity; electron transfer activity.
AGAUAUUUUGACAGAUUCAGUAAAUGGAAAGCAUCCAUUGAAGAUGAAAUCAUUGAAGUGAUGUUCAACAAUAGUUUUGUAGUCUGUGGUUAAUAAUAAGUUUUUCGUGUUUGUUUGAUCUUAUUUGAUUGAUUUUCUGCAAGAGAACAGCUGCAGAAAUGGCUAUCUGCUAUACCAGGCUCUUGUGUCAACGCAACUUAGGUCUAACUAGUCUUCGGUGUUUGUACACCUCUAAUCCAAUUAGUGUUUCUGCCACCAAUUCAUUAUGUGCUACUACACGAGUUUGUGAAACGCAUGAUGAGAGAAACCUUCGUCUUAAGCGACCACUGUCUCCACAUUUAACUAUCUACCAACCACAGUUAACAUCGAUGCUAUCCAUUACUCAUCGUGCGACAGGAAUAGCUCUUUCAUCAUAUGCUAUUAUAUUUGGAUUCAGUGCUCUACUUUUACCUGGAGGAGUACCUUGUCUCAUAGAAUCCAUACAAGCUUUAUGUCUUCCUGGUCCUAUUCUCUUUGUUGGCAAAGCUUUAGUAGCAUUUCCUGCUACCUUCCACUACUUUAAUGGAAUCCGUCAUUUGAUCUGGGAUCUAGGAAAGUGUUUAACGAUCAAGGAAGUAUAUACCACUGGCUAUAUAGUCAUGGCACUAGGAGCAAUUACUGCUGUUGCAUUAGCUGCAUUGUAAGACAUCUGUGUAUAACAGAGUUACGUCACGCAUCGUUUAGGUUCAUAGUGCAGUUGGAGUAUUAAAUCCUUCUGAUAUACAUUAUACAAGUAUUGUUAUUAUAAAAUAAAUUUAUUUAUUGGACACGUGUUGCACAAAUACAUA